Plasmopara halstedii is the source of this 1275-nucleotide messenger RNA. RefSeq lists its product as uncharacterized. Gene Ontology annotation, molecular function: phosphatase activity. NCBI's taxonomy places the organism in Eukaryota, Oomycota, Peronosporomycetes, Peronosporales, Peronosporaceae. The coding region runs from base 1 to 1275 and encodes 424 amino acids. The record is from RefSeq and is a predicted model, not a curated record. Gene Ontology annotation, biological process: DNA damage response. Gene Ontology annotation, cellular component: cytoplasm; nucleus. The transcript has a single exon.
AUGAGCAUCUCAGGAAAUUUCCUCGCGUGUGUGCAGCAAUAUGAAGAAAUUUUUACAAACGUCCCUGGCACAUUUGCGAACGAAUCAUACAAAACACGCUUGCCCGAUCUUCUUUAUGACUGUGUGGCCCGCAAUCACGACCGGUUCUCAAAAGCUCAAAGCAAUCGUCUACUUCAGCUGGCCAAAGACAUGGCAAACGAUGCUACUAUCCCAUUGCCAUCGAAAUAUUCGGAACAAUUCGCUAAAUCACCCACUAGUGCUCAAUGGGAAUCUUUACUUGAGGGUAAAAAUUAUACGUGGCAGAACUCACCAUGGUUUCUGAGCGAGCAGUACAUGUUUCACCUGGUUUUGCUACUCGCUGAGUACUAUACGACGGGCAUUGACCCAUUUCACCCGUCGAAAGUAGCUGAACUUGAGGAAACUGCUCCAUGGAAGUUUCUACAGACUGCUAUAAGUCUAAAAACUGUAAGUUUAAGCCUCGAGGAUCAACUUCGACACUAUAUGAAAUUAUGUUUGUGGGGCAACAAAGCUGAUGGAUGCUAUAAAGAGGUGAAAAGCACAGUUACUGGAGCUGGUGCUUCGCUUAUAUUUGACGACGAUUUGCUCCUUGUAGACCAUAGCGAGAAAGUCAUUGAGUACUUAAAGCAGAAGGCGCGUGAAAGUGAUGCCCUAACUUUAAAUGUGGAAUUUAUCAAUGAUAAUUGUGGCACGGAACUUCUGCUAGAUUUAGCACUAGCAGAUCACUUACUGGCUAAUGGCUGGUGCGGGACUGUGAAUUUUAAUAUCAAGGUUGAACCGAUGUACGUCUCGGAUGCAACGCCGGCUGAUGUGCAUGAGCACGUUGAAGAAAUGCGGCGCAAUAUUCGUACACCGGAAAUUCAGGCUCUGGGCGAACGUCUUGCUGACUAUAUUCAAAAGAAUCAGCUUGUCAUACGUCCAGACCUCUUUUGGAAUCGUUAUACUUACUACUGGAAGAUGCCGACAGAGCUUCACAAUCGUUUUGCAUCUGAUGCGACUCUGGUGAUUAUCAAGGGCGACUUGAAUUAUCGUCGCCUUCUAGGCGACCGUCUGUGGCCACCAUCAACUCCUAUUGAAGAAGCCGUGCCUUACUUUCCUACUGCUUUCGUGUCGCUCCGAACAUUAAAAUCAAACCCUGUAGUGGGCAUUCCUGCGAACAUUGUCGAGAAGCUGGAGAUAGAUGAUCCUAAGUGGCGGUACAAUGGCAAGCGAGGCACAAUUCAGAGCGUACUUGCUCCAAACUUACGAGAAGCGUAA